UCGCUGGGUCUCCACUAACCUCGGCGUUCUGACCUGCAUCGAGUGUUCAGGGAUCCACAGAGAGAUGGGGGUCCACGUGUCCAGAAUCCAGAGUCUGGAGCUGGACAAACUGGGAACCUCAGAGCUGCUGCUUGCUAAGAAUGUUGGGAACUGUAGUUUUAAUGAGAUCAUGGAGGCCAGUCUCCCGUCUGUGUCCUUGAAGCCGACGGCCUCCAGCGACAUGACGGCGAGGAAGGAGUUCAUUAACGCCAAGUACAUGGAGCGGAAGUUCGUCAGGCGCAGCGUCUCCACGGCGAGCAGCAGGCUGCGAGAGGUUUAUGAGGCGGUGCGAUCCAGAGAGCUACUGUCAAUCAUCCAGCUGUACGCAGAGGGGGGGGAGCAGCUGCAGCCCAUACCUGAACCAGCCAAGGAAGCUGGAGAGACGGCGUUACAUUAUUGUGUUCAGACAGCUGAUCAGUCCUCUCUGCACCUGGUCGACUUCCUGGUUCAGAACAGUGGUAACCUGGACGGACAGACGGACGGAGGACACACGGCUCUGCAUUACUGCGUUCUGUACAACAAGCCCCAGUGUGUGAAGCUGCUGCUGAGAGGAAAACCUGACAUCCACAUCACCAAUCAGAGCGGAGAGACAGCGCUGGACAUUGCCCGCAGUCUGAAGAACUCCCAGUGUGAGGAACCGCUGGUGGAGGCGGUUUCUGGCAGGUUUAACCCUCAUGUUCACGUUGAAUACGACUGGAACCUGCGACUGGACGAACUGGACGAGAGCGACGAGGAACUGGACGACAAGCCCAGCCCGGUGAAGAAGGAGCGCUUGCUCCGUCCUCAGAGCUUCUGCCCGUCCUCCAGUCUGUCCUCUCAGGAGAAGCUCUCUCUGCCAGCCUCCUUCGGUCCUCCUCACAGGGACAAGCAGCGCCUCUCCUACGGGCCGUUUGCCAACCCCGUCUACAGCACCUCUUCUGACACUCCUCCGUCCGCCGGGCCCCGACGCCUCGGGACCUCCACUAGCGGCCAGGAGCCAGGGGAAAG
Molecule: messenger RNA, 1026 nt
Organism: Cottoperca gobio
Lineage: Eukaryota; Metazoa; Chordata; Actinopteri; Perciformes; Bovichtidae
Product: arf-GAP with SH3 domain, ANK repeat and PH domain-containing protein 1-like
Exons: 8
Biological process (GO): positive regulation of GTPase activity
Molecular function (GO): GTPase activator activity; protein binding
Source: RefSeq, a predicted model, not a curated record